Molecule: messenger RNA, 1059 nt
Organism: Solanum verrucosum
Lineage: Eukaryota; Viridiplantae; Streptophyta; Magnoliopsida; Solanales; Solanaceae
Product: NAC domain-containing protein 37-like
Exons: 3
Coding region: 25-1059 (344 amino acids)
Biological process (GO): regulation of DNA-templated transcription
Molecular function (GO): DNA binding
Source: RefSeq, a predicted model, not a curated record
AAGUUAUAAAUUAAAAGAGUGAUCAUGGAUACAAACGAAUCAUGCGUUCCACCUGGAUUUCGAUUUCAUCCAACAGAUGAAGAACUUGUUGGAUACUAUCUUAGAAAGAAAAUUGCAUCACAAAAGAUUGAUCUUGAUGUUAUUAGAGAUAUUGAUCUCUACAGAAUUGAACCAUGGGAUCUUCAAGAUAAAUGCCGGAUCGGAUAUGAAGAGCAGAAUGAGUGGUAUUUCUUCAGCCACAAGGAUAAGAAGUAUCCAACAGGGACCAGAACUAAUAGGGCAACAAUGGCUGGAUUUUGGAAGGCAACAGGAAGAGACAAAGCUGUAUACAAUAAAUCAAAACUUAUAGGCAUGAGAAAAACACUUGUCUUCUAUAAGGGUAGGGCACCUAAUGGACAGAAAUCUGAUUGGAUCAUGCAUGAAUAUCGUCUCGAAUCUGAAGAGAAUGGUCCUCCACAGGCAAAAGGAUGGGUGGUUUGUAGAGCAUUUAAGAAAAAAAUUACAGGACAAACAAAGACUAAUAAUAUGGUUGAAGGAUGGGAAUCAAAUUAUUUCUAUGAUGAAGCAACUACUUCAGUAAGCUCAAUAGUGGAUCCUCUUGAAUACAUCACAAGACAACCUCCUCUUCUUUCAAAUAAUAAUUUCAACAUGCUACAAAAUAAUCUACUAUGCAAACAAGAAACAUCAAUGGAAGCAGCCGAAAACAAUCUCAACUUUUCUUAUACAAAUUCAGAUCAAUUCAUACAGCUUCCACAGCUCGAAAGCCCUUCUCUACCACUUCUAAAAAGGCCAAUUAGCUCCAUGUCUCUCGUCUCCGAUAAUAAUCAUGAAGAAGAUGGAAGCAAAAAUGUAACGGCUGAUUGGAGAGCACUUGACAAAUUUGUAGCGUCUCAAUUGAGUCAUGAAGAGACAACGUUAUACGAAGAUGAUCAGCACAAUUGUUCCGAUUUGGGAAUGUUGCUAUUGCUGAGUGAUAGAGGAGAAGGGCCUAAGCUGAAUGAGAUCUUGAGUUCGAGCUCUGAGGAUUGUGAUAUUGGUGUUUGUUUAUUUGAUAAAUGA